UUUGACGUUUAACAGGAAGUAACGACAAGCAAAAAGGAGAGGCGGAAACUUCAGUGAGUGAACUGACAUAUAAGUCAAGUCUGAGUUCUCUGUACAGUGUAGUUUCUCGUGCUCUUUUUACAGGUUGGACCAAACGACACACAACACCCGGAAGAAUGGCAGAAAAGGUGCUGGUCACCGGCGGGGGCGGCUACAUCGGGAGUCACUGCGUGCUGGGCCUCAUUGAAGCAGGAUAUCAGCCCAUCGUCAUUGAUAACUUCAGCAACGCUGUCAGAGGAGAAGGGGAUGUGCCCGAGAGUCUACGAAGGAUUGAAAAGAUUCUGGGAACUAGCAUUGAGUUCCAUGAAUUAGAUCUUCUGGACAAACCUGGUUUGGAAAAACUCUUCAAAAAGCAUUCCUUCACCGCCGUCAUCCACUUUGCUGGUCUGAAGGCCGUUGGCGAGUCGGUGGAGCAUCCGUUGCGCUACUACAAAGUCAACCUCAUCGCCUCCAUGAACCUGCUGGAGGUGAUGCAGGCCCAUGGAGUCCACAAUCUGGUCUUCAGCAGCUCCGCCACGGUGUAUGGAGAACCCCAGUACCUGCCCCUGGACGAAAACCAUCCCGUAGGUGGCUGCACCAACCCCUACGGACAAACCAAGUACUUCAUCGAGAAGAUGAUCCAGGACCACUGCCUGGCCGAGAAGGACUGGAAUGCUGUGCUGCUGCGAUAUUUCAACCCAAUCGGAGCUCAUGUUUCAGGCAUGAUAGGAGAGGACCCCCAGGGUAUCCCUAACAAUCUGCUGCCGUAUGUUGCACAGGUGGCCAUUGGACGAAGAACUUGUCUCAACGUCUUUGGGAAUGACUAUGACACUCCUGAUGGAACAGGGGUGCGAGACUACAUCCACGUUGUAGAUUUAACACUGGGACAUAUAGCUGCGCUGAAGAAGCUGAAGGAGACUGGCGGCUGCAAGGUUUACAAUCUAGGAACUGGAAAAGGCUACUCUGUGCUCCAGAUCGUAAAAGCCAUGGAAAAGGCAUCUGGGAGAGAGAUCUCAUACAAGAUUGCCCCUCGUCGUCCGGGAGACACCGCGUCGUGCUACGCUGACCCUUGUCAGGCGGAGAAGGAGCUGGGCUGGAAGGCUGAAUUAGACCUGGAAAGAAUGUGUGAGGAUCUGUGGCGCUGGCAGUCCAUGAACCCCAGUGGUUACAGUCCAGCCUCUUGAUGUAACUGAACGCUGGCGUGAGAGAAUAUUUUUUUAAAUCAUUGUCAUCUGGAUCUGACCUCAGGAGGAAGUCAAGCUCUGCAGUCUCAUUAACUCGUGAUUAACUCGUGAUUUUUUUAAAAACAACAAACAAACAAAAAAUCAUGUUUUCUGUGUGCUGUUGAAUCAGUUUUAUUAUUAUUAUUAUUAUUAUUAUUAUUAUUAUAAUCAGUGUCCGAUGAAAUAAUUGUUAUUUUCUCUAUUCAUGUAUUAAUCUAUAAGACAUAACAAUUAUGAAUUAAUAAAUUAUUUUUCAUACAUUGAAAA
Messenger RNA from Cynoglossus semilaevis (tongue sole), 1508 nucleotides. RefSeq names its product UDP-galactose-4-epimerase (gene gale). The transcript has 11 exons. Gene Ontology annotation, biological process: beta-D-galactose catabolic process via UDP-galactose, Leloir pathway. Gene Ontology annotation, molecular function: UDP-glucose 4-epimerase activity. Gene Ontology annotation, cellular component: cytosol. The coding region runs from base 156 to 1202 and encodes 348 amino acids. The record is from RefSeq and is a predicted model, not a curated record. Lineage: Eukaryota; Metazoa; Chordata; Actinopteri; Pleuronectiformes; Cynoglossidae.